GGAAGGCAAUCGUUUGCACUUUACAAUGUGCGUGUAAGUAGAUCAGUCAAUGGCAAAAAAGUGAGUGGAUGGAAUGUGUUACGGCGAUACAGCGACUUCCACACUCUCCAUGCUUUCAUUAUACAAAAGUAUCCAAAGCUUGCCAAUUUGUCUUUUCCGGGGAAAAAGACCUUCAAUAACUUGGAUGCACAUUUCUUGGAGAAAAGGACGAAGGCUCUUAAUCUGUUUUUGGAAUGUGUCCUUCAACCUUCCAUGUUUGAUAGUUUUCCGAGUUUACCUUUUCUCAAUGUUCCGUUUGAUUGGACUAAUGUGAUGUCUGCAAUGUUUGAUCCUAUAAAACUGGGCGUCAAAGCCGUCGGGAGUACUGUUUUAUCUGUACCCGACCAAGUUUACGGCGGCGUAUUCAAAGUCGGUGCCGGUAUCAAUAAUGCAGCUAAAGUUAUAAUUCAUCCAUUGAAUGGAGGCCCGAAAGCGCCAGUAAUCGAUACUGAUCGUGUUGCUGCUGCAAUCACAGAUGAUGUUGGUUAUGUCUUCAGAGAGUCUACGGCUGAUAACAUACCCCUUCGUGUAUUAAUACUGUUUGUCGAUGAAGUUUUUGGCGUGCGUGCACGAAAUGCGUGGUUUAGGCGGCAAUUGGUGACGGUCCUUCGUCAGUUUGUAACUCCUUUUGGUACUUCCAUCAAUAAACGUAUAGUAGAUCUCGUACAUUGGUUGACCAGUGAACAGCAAGUUACAAUGUACUUAACUGCCAUAAGAGAUUCUGUAUGGCCAGAUGGUCAACUCGUUGGAGAUACCUUUCCCCGAUCACCCGAAGUGAAGGCGCGCGCAAGGAUCUUGGCAAAAUCUCUAAUGCUGUCUUCCCUUCCAGAUGAGCUUCGUCUCGUACUCGGUGCUGAUACCACCUAUACUGGUAUCAACACUAUAUCAAGCGCGUUGCAGAUUAAGCAACUUAAUCGUCGGUUACUGUAUGUUUUACUAGAGCGGUUAUUGCUUACGAUUUUCCCUAACAAUAGGUUAGAUAAGAUUUUCGCGCGAUUACAUUCCAAAAGUCCUAGAUCGAAAAGAGCCUGA
Strongylus vulgaris is the source of this 1071-nucleotide messenger RNA. The record is from the annotation of a GenBank genome assembly. Lineage: Eukaryota; Metazoa; Nematoda; Chromadorea; Rhabditida; Strongylidae.